CCCCCCCCCCCCUCUCUCUCUCUCUCUCUCUCUCUCUCUCUGCCUGUGCAUUUGGGUGUGAGUAUUUUCUUGGCGAUUUCGUAAAUUAUAGAUUGCUGCUUUGCUUUGCUGCCCUCUUUAAUCCGCCUUCUUUCUUGUUCCCAGCAACGCCCAUUUCUUGUUCUCAUCUCUUCUUCCGAUCUCUCUCUCUCUCUCUCUUUGUGUUGCUUCUUUUUCUAGAGAGAAAAGCAGGGAGAGAAAGAGGGAUAGCCAUCCCGUGUUUCUUUCCUUCGAUCAUUUCUUGAAAAUCUUCCGCCAAACCUCUGGUUUUCACGUCUUCACCGCAGAUCCGCCGCCUAAUCCUCUGUCGCCCGCCUGGUCUGCCAAUAAGUCCUGUUCCGUUGAAGGCUUGUUUGGAACUAUAAGAGCUUGUGACCAAAGAGCACUGUAGCCCUAAUGCAAGGGCAGAGGAGUGCUAUAGGUUCCUUGCCUGAAACCUUAGGCUUUGAUCGUGGAUCUGCAUCAAGUGAUGCAAGUCUAGAUGAGCAGAUUUACUGGAAUAAUGUGCAGAAUUCGGCGCAUAACGUACUGCCAGACUAUAUAACAUCUACCGGCGGUACUUAUCCAACCUCCAUUAGUCAAGAAGGACGGAACUUGAGUGGUUGGUAUGUAGGUGAACCCAGUUCUAGUGGCACACAAAGCCAUGUUAGUCUUGAUGAACGAAGAGUAGAACAUGGAUGGUCAUCAUCAAGGGUUACUUGUGGUGCAGCUGGUCCCAUGUCAGAAGCACAGCAAUAUGGACCAGCUAAUAUGAUGAACAGUGUUAGUGUUAACCGCAAUAGCAGACAGAUACCAAAUGCACCUCUGUUUGUCCGAAGUUCUAGUAAUGCUACUCAAGAUAUUGACAUGAAUUCUUCAGCACCUGUAGGACAUCAUGAUGGCUGUCAAAUCAUGGACUCCACUAAUGCAUACAAGUUUGAUGAAUCAGAAAAUGCAAGGAUGCCAACUGCCAGUAGUUCCUCCGAUCCUUUUGGAUUGCCUUCUGGCAGUGUUGGGUAUUUGGCAGAAGAAAAUGAGGGAAGGCCAGGGUUAUCAUUGGAGGGUCGCCGCUUAUCCUGUAAAAGAAAGGCUCUUGAAGGAAAUACUGGGCAAUCUUCCAUGAGUGGAAGUUCAAGCUACUUUCAAGCUGCACAAAAUAAUGUUUGGCACACUGUUCCUGCACACGCUGUUCCUGCUCAAUACAAUGCUGCAAGCGGUUUGAGUAUACCCACUCCAUCAGAGAACAGAGUUCAUUUUAACCCUUCUGAACAGAUGAAUGUGAGACUUGGACUUGGUGCUGGAGGAACUACUCCUGGAAGUCCCCUCCCUUUAAAUGUGGCAGAAAAUGCAGAAAAUUCCCAGAGAAAUUACCGCGUGAGAAUAAAUCCUUUACGUCAACCAGAAGAUUCUAUCCCCGUUAAUGUAUUUCCAACAGGAAGCAAUGUCAGGCAUUCUAAUGUGUUGUCAGCACAGCAGCAAUCACCAGUACUUGUUUCGCUCAAUAACUCAGUGGACAUGAGGCCACCAUCUGCAGCGGAAAAUAUGGGCCCUCAAAGCCAACCCCUUGUAUUGCAUCCUCCUACUCUGCGACGAACCCCUCCGUCAUCCAGGUGGAAUGCAGCUUCUAGCUCUAGAACUGGGCGGUCAUCAAGCUCUGGAGAAGGAGAUGCCAUGCUGCAUGAGGUAGCUGACCCACUUAACAUGCCAAGAAACAUUUCAGAACAUCCUGUGUUCACAUCUUCGAAUGGAAGGAGAAAUUCAGCUCAAAAUUCAACCACUUGGAGUUUAGCAGGUGGAAAUGCAAGUAUUGCUGGAAAUAUUGCUUCUACUUCUCGGACAGGUUCAAGUUCAGUUGUCCAACCGUUACCUGGUCCAACUUGGAUUCCUCAUCGUGCGUCUAGGCAAUAUCCACGGAGAUUGUCUGAAUUAGUGCGCAGGUCACUUCUAUCUUCUGCUGGCCCUGUGUCUGGAGGUCAGAGCAGUAGUGGUCCUCCAGUACAACCAGUACCUUCCUCACAGUCGCAAGAAAUGGCACUCCCAUCUGGAGUAGGCAACCAGGGCCAUGGUCAUCUAUCAAACUCAAGGUCUGCAAUUUUGUUGGAGAGACAACUAGAUGGUGCUUUUGGUGUUUCCUACUCAUUACGAGCUUUGGCUGCUGGCAGUGAAGGAAGAAGCCGUCUUGUAUCUGAGAUUCGCAAUGUUUUGGAUCUCAUGCGUCGGGGCGAAGGCUUGCGGUUUGAGGACGUAAUGAUCCUCGAUCAGUCUGUCAUUUUUGGAAUGACUGAUAUCUAUGAUAGGCACAGGGAUAUGCGGCUUGAUGUUGAUAACAUGUCUUACGAGGAGUUACUAGCACUGGAAGAGCGCAUUGGAAAUGUUAACACAGGUUUGAGCGAAGAAACCAUUUUGAAACAUCUGAAGCAGCGGAAGUACUUCUCUAUAGCAAUGGGUUCGCCGCUGGAGGUGGAACCGUGCUGCAUAUGUCAGGAGGAAUACAACGAUGGAGAUGAUGUGGGAACCCUGGAGUGUGGGCAUGAAUUCCACCGGGAUUGCAUUAAACAAUGGCUGAUGCACAAGAAUUUGUGCCCCAUUUGUAAAACGGCUGCCAUGAAUAAAUGAGAGAAUACCAACUGUUAUUGCUUCAGUGUUUUUAUUUAUUUAUUAUUUCUUUUUUUUCUUUUUUUUGGGGGGGGUGGGUGGGGGGAUCUUUAGCUCAUUUGUUGACUUGAUCCACUGGUAAUAACAAUUGCCAAAGAUUCAUCAGUGGUUCUCAUUGGCUUAUUUACGUUUUUUUAUCUCCUUGCAGACAAUUACAAAGUUAGAACUUACCUUCAAUCUUUGUUUUAGUUUACUUCAUCUUUUUGCUGUGUUGGGAUGUUUAGUUAUCAAUCAUUUGUUGUCAAGACCUAUACACUUUCUG
Molecule: messenger RNA, 2935 nt
Organism: Diospyros lotus (date-plum)
Lineage: Eukaryota; Viridiplantae; Streptophyta; Magnoliopsida; Ericales; Ebenaceae
Product: E3 ubiquitin-protein ligase MBR2-like
Exons: 6
Coding region: 436-2634 (732 amino acids)
Molecular function (GO): ubiquitin protein ligase activity
Source: RefSeq, a predicted model, not a curated record